Molecule: messenger RNA, 1786 nt
Organism: Lycium barbarum (goji berry)
Lineage: Eukaryota; Viridiplantae; Streptophyta; Magnoliopsida; Solanales; Solanaceae
Product: protein VAPYRIN-like
Exons: 1
Coding region: 84-1676 (530 amino acids)
Molecular function (GO): protein binding
Source: RefSeq, a predicted model, not a curated record
GGUAAAGGAAUUUCAGAAACCAUUCCAUGAAAGCUUAGAAUUAAGUUUCCAAUAAAUAACACAGUAAGGGAGUUUUCAGUAGCAUGGAUAGACUGAUAAGCUUAGAGUCAUCGAACGUGGUGACAGUAAGAAUUGAACCAGGACAAAAGUGUUCCGGUGAGUUAACUCUCCGGAAUGUCAUGUACACCAUGCCUGUGGCAUUCCGGUUGCAGCCACUUAACAAGACUCGUUAUACAGUCCGUCCACAAUCUGGUAUUAUCUCACCAUUCACAACUGUCAAAUUGGAGAUCAUUUACCAUCUUCCUCCUAAUACUGUCCUCCCUGAGUCAUAUCCUCAUUGCGAUGACUCGUUUCUUUUGCAUAGUGUCGUGGCGCCUGGGGUGGCUUUGAAAGGCUCUUUUGACUCUGUUCCGAUCGAUUGGUUCACUAACAAGAAGAAGCAAGUAUUCAUUGAUAGUGCUAUUAAGAUCAUGUUUGUUGGUUCUUCUAUACUGUGUUAUCUUGUCAGGAAAGGUUAUAUGGAUGAAAUCAGAGAUGUGCUGGAGAAGAGUAACCCGAAAUGGAAGGCGGCUGAUUCGGUUGAUCAUGAAGGUCAAACAUUGCUUCACUUAGCCAUUAUCCAAGCCCGGCCUGAUGUUGUUCAAUUGCUCCUCGAAUUCCAGCCUGAUAUAGAAGCUCGUAGCCGGUCUGGUUCAACCCCACUUGAGGCAGCAACAGCUUCUGGCGAAGCCUUAAUCGUUGAACUUCUGUUAGCAAACAAAGCAAGUACAGAGAGAACAGAGUUCUCAGCUUGGGGACCUAUACAUCUAGCUGCUGGAAAUGGUCAUAUGGAGGUGCUAAAACUUGUUAUUCUAAAAGGGGCAAAUGUUAAUUCUCUUGCGAAAGAUGGGAACACAGCUUUACACCUUGCUGUUAAAGAAGGAAGGCGAGAUUGUGCUCGGCUUUUGUUGGCGAACGGGGCCAGAGCUGAUAUCCAAAGCGCUGGCCAUGGUGAUAGCCCUUUGCAUAUUGCUGUAGGAUCCGGAGACGAGCAGAUGGUUCGUCUUUUGCUUCACAAGGGAGCUGAGAAGAACAUCCGUAACAAGUACGGGAAGACCGCGUAUGAUGUUGCUGCUGAACAUGGCUACACUACGCUUUUCGAUGCCCUUCGUUUAGGAGACAGCCUGUGUGUUGCAGCCCGUAAAGGAGAUGUAAGAAAUAUCCAGAGGCUGAUUGAGAACAGAGUGAGCAUCAAUGGCCGGGACCAACACGGAUGGAGUGCAUUGCACCGUGCAUCCUUCAAGGGGAAAAUAGACGCGGUUCGUGCAUUAAUGGACAUGGGAAUUGACAAGGAUGCAAGGGAUGAAGAUGGCUAUACCGCCUUGCAUUGUGCGGUGGAGGCUGGCCAUGUUGACGUGGCUGAGAUGCUUGUAAAGAAAGGCGUAGAUAUUGCAGCAAGGACUAAUAAGGGAGUUACUGCAUUGCAAAUCGCCGAGUCAUUGCACUACUCUGGGCUAACCAGGAUACUCAUCCAAGGUGGUGCAGAAAGAGAAGGAACUAGGAUAGCAACACAUAAACCGCUUAGCAAACUGGCUGCUAGAGAAAUGGAGGUGGGUACGAUCAAGAAAAAAACUAGUAGUAAAGCGAGAGUUCGUCGGAGUAGCUUUGAUAGAGCUGUCACAUUGUCUGUGGUGUGAUUUACUCGGAGAAUUGAAAACCAUCCUCUGUUAAUUAGAGGAAAGAAUGUUUCAUUCUAUUGUUAAUUAGAUGAUUAAUGCAGAUCAUUCUGGUGGGAGAUUCCCUCGAG